This is a messenger RNA of Nymphaea colorata (pocket water lily), 1315 nucleotides long. Its product is annotated as ras-related protein RABA5c-like. The record is from RefSeq and is a predicted model, not a curated record. Gene Ontology annotation, molecular function: GTPase activity; GTP binding. Bases 468 to 1121 code for a protein of 217 amino acids. The transcript has 2 exons. Gene Ontology annotation, cellular component: endosome. Lineage: Eukaryota; Viridiplantae; Streptophyta; Magnoliopsida; Nymphaeales; Nymphaeaceae.
AAUGUCCACCUCUCACCCUCACACGUUUGUAUGCCAACGUUUGGCUUCUCGUCCCCUCCAGCCUCCUGUCUCUUCUUUCUGUUUUUGCUUACUUCGUCUUCCCCAUUAAUAAUGAGGGCGGGUUGUCUUGCUUGAACUGUACUCCCUCUCAAGAUUUCCGUCAUCUUCCUUACAAUCCGCUGAAGAUCUUACGUUGGCUUCCUUGUAUGUCACGCAUCAGAGGAGACCCACAUUUUGCAUCUCUCUGGCUUUUGGCGUUUGGGUUCCUUCUGGUUGAACUCUUUCUGGGACGGAGCUUUUUGUUUUUCUAUUCGGACUUGAAUUUGGUCUUGCUGGGUUUCUUUGUGCACAAAAGCCCUUCACUGUCUGUCAUAGUAGAACCAGUUCAGUCCGGCGAAUUCUUCGAUUCUUCAAGCGGCAUCUUUCUAACCAGUCCUGGUUUUGAAAUUUGAUACUUCAUCCUUCCAAUGGAAGGCGAAGAUGGUGAAGAGUAUCUCUUCAAGGUGGUGAUAAUUGGAGACUCAGCAGUUGGGAAAUCGAAUUUGCUGUCAAGGUAUGUGAGAAAUGAAUUUGAUUCAAAUUCGAAGGCGACGAUCGGUGUGGAGUUUCAGACGCAGAGCAUGGAGAUGGAUGGGAAGGAGGUGAAGGCACAGAUAUGGGACACGGCUGGGCAGGAGAGGUUCAGAGCUGUGACAUCUGCUUAUUACAGAGGGGCAGUCGGUGCACUUGUUGUUUAUGAUAUCAGCAGGAGAGCUACGUUUCAAGGGAUUGAUCGAUGGUUGGAUGAGCUUAAAACCCAGUUAGACACAACCGUGGUACGGAUGCUCGUGGGAAACAAGUCAGAUUUGGCCAAUAUAAGAGAAGUCACUGUUGAAGAAGGCAAAAGCCUUGCAGAAUCAGAAGGGAUGUUCUUCAUAGAAACAUCAGCGUUGGAUUCGACCAACGUGAAGACAGCGUUCGAAAUUGUUAUCCGUGAGAUCUACGACAAUGUCAGCCGGAAAAUCUUGAACUCUGGUUCCUAUAAAGCAGAUCUACCCAUAAAUAGGGGUGUGAGCCUUUUCACCAAUGGGGGUGAUGGGCCUAAACCCAAACAAACUGCAAACAUCUUCUCUUGCUGUUAGGACAGAAAGUAAAUAGUUCCUAGUUCAUAGGCAGCUGAGGUUGAUCAGCUAGUAUUUCUUGUUCUCUUUUGUUGUUCUGUUCUAGAUGAAGAAUUUCUGAUUUUUGUUAUUUGUCAUGGCGAAAAGAGGACUAGCGGAUGGAGAACCUUUUUUGUUUUUGCUGUCAAAUAAAGCUAAGUUCCGUGUUAGUAGAA